ACACUGCGUGAGAGAGAGAGAGAGAGAACCAGCUCUUUCCCUUCCCCUUCCCUUUCCCCACCCACGGCUAGGUUGCAAACCCUACCUCCUCGCUGAUGUGAGCCCCGCCGGCGACCGCCCCGCCCCCGUCCCCCGCCCCGCGCCGACCCAGGUCGCGGUACCCUAGCUCCUCGGUGAUGUGAGUCUUGCCGGAGGUUCCCGACAGAGCAGCCACCACCCGGCUGCCGGCGGCCGACCCCGUCCCCCGCCCUCCACCUCCUCCCCCCCUCUCGCACGAGGCGCUCUAAGACUCGUAAGCGGUGAGCUCCUCCGACUGCGCAAAGUCUACCUUGGGGUUAGCUCGUUGGUUGAGCAGAUUGAUCGAUCAUCGUUUCAGUGGAUCUAUCAUAUGCCCAUCGACUUGCAUGAUGGAGGCUGCACAGGGUCGACCUUGGUCGGAUCUUCAGCCAGAACUCUUGGGCCUUGUCCUCAGCCGCCUCCCCUCCCUAGCUGACCGUGUUCGUCUGAGGGCAGUCUGUCACCCAUGGCGCUCUAAUAGUCUGCAGCAACCGCUUCCCCUCCCAUUCCCGUGGCUCACCCUCCCUAAUGGUACUUUUUGCAGCAUCCCAGGUGGUGAGGUUCACCGCAUGCCUGUACCAAAUGGUGCUAGUUGCCGUGGCUCAGUUGAUAACUGGCUAUUCCUCAUUCACAGUGAUGAUGAGUGCACAUUGAUGAACCUGUUCUCCAAGAGCAUGUUGGAGCUUCCCAACCUUGCCACAGUUUGGCAGCGUGAGGUUCACUACCAAUCUAAUCCUGAACAAUUUUUGUACAAGUUGGUGGCACCCUCACCCCUGGAUUCAUCACCAGAUUCACUUGUUGCGGCAUUGAUCAUUGGUGAUGGGAUUAUGAAAACACUUUGUGUGAGCCAGCCACCGAUUGUCACUUGCUUGUUCAGAUUCAACAUGCGACCAUUACCGGACCUAUUGGAUGUUGCAUUCUUGGAUGGAAAGUUGUACGUGUUAUCAGGCAGUCGCAAGCUCUACAUCCUUGAGUUCUGCAAGAAUCUUGGUAGCAAUUCAAACAUCAAAUCCAUAAUUGACGAUUAUGGUGAUUUUCUUGAUAUGCCAGAAUGCUUUCCCAGAGAGGAGAUAUAUAUGCUCAAGUUCUAUCUAGUUGAAUGUGGUGGUGGACUGUUGGUGGUGAAACGAUUUAUUCGUGUCAUGGGCCCUUUUCCCAGGGAUGAUCCCUUUGGAAAUACCCAGACUGCUGGAUUUGAUGUCCUCAAGGCAGACCUGCACUCUAACCCUUGCCAGUGGAGAAGGAUCAGUGAGUUGGGUGGCCAUGCUCUCUUUGUUGGCCAGCAUGGCUCCAAGUCUCUGCCUGCUACAGAAUGCUGUGGAUCCCAAGAGGAUUGCAUCUACUUCAUUUUUGACCACCCCCCUCCAAAGUUUUCUCCGAAUCCAUUUUACGACUGUGGUGUGUACAACAUGAGAAAUGGGAGGAUCACGCCAUUGAUGUCUCAGACUGCAGCACCUGCACAUGAUGCCGGCCAAUGGCGUUCGACGUGGGUUUUCCAUGCUGGAGCUGUGUGACCAAUCUAGCAGGGUUUGCUCCACUGUUUUGGAGAUUCUCGUAUGUUGUUCUGCUGAAGCCUUGCGAUCAACCCAGCCCGGGCGCUGCCCAUCUUUACCCCCAGUGCUGAAGCUUUGCGAUCAACCCAGCCUGGGCGCUGCCCAUCUUUACCCCUAGUGCUGAAGCUUUGCGAUCAACCCAGCCUGGGCGCUGCCCAUCUUUACCCUAGUGAUAUGUUAUCAUGCAGACUUAAGUUCUUAAUUUGUAUGAUGAACAACCCAGCUUGGUUCUGUUUAUCUUUAUCCUAGUGAUAUGUUAUGUAUGGUCUAGUUGUGAAAUUUUAAUUAGUAUGAUGGUGUCCACUUCAAAUCUUAUGAAUUAUCUCAAUGGGAUGUAUUUGGAUGUGCAA
Messenger RNA from Aegilops tauschii subsp. strangulata, 1960 nucleotides. RefSeq names its product F-box protein At2g26160. Lineage: Eukaryota; Viridiplantae; Streptophyta; Magnoliopsida; Poales; Poaceae. Gene Ontology annotation, molecular function: protein binding. The record is from RefSeq and is a predicted model, not a curated record.